AUGAAACGAUACGGCGCACGAGGCGCCGAAAGGGCCUACAUCGCCGACGGCGGCGACCGGAAGGGCCAGCCUUCUAGCCGUCGCCGCGGUCGUGGCGGCCGAGGUCGUGGAGGCGGCCGCAACGGUGGCCGCGGCGGUCGAAGCGGUGGCCGCGGCGGUCGCAGCGGUGGCCGCGGCGGCGGCAACGGCGGGGGCGGCGGCGGCGUCGAGGAGAGCAAGGGAGAUGGAUCUGGAGGAGCAGGCGGCGGCGGCAGUGGCGGGGGCACGAGGUUCCCUGGCCGGUGCUACCGGUGCGGUCACGUCGGGCACCAGAUUGCUGACUGCACCACCGAGGAGAAGGACUUCAUUCCGCGUUGCGGGAAAUGCGCAGGGUGGGGUCACAAGGAGGACAAAUGCGCUACGGAGGAGGCUGUCCUGGCUCAAGUCGUGAGCUACGCGAGCGACGACGACUCCGCCACUGGCCAGGCAUUCUGUGCCGUGGCACAACCCCCAGGCGAGUGUGGUAUCGUUGAUCUUGGUCUAGUGGGGGUUGAAGAACUUGGCCAGGAUGUCAUGCAGUACGUGGCUGACACGGCAGCCACGUGCUCCAUGUUCCGAUGUGCGAAUGCCUUCGUGAACUACCUCAUUAAUCCUGGCGAUGCGAAAGCAGCCACCCCCACUGACAUCAACGACUACCACAACUCCCACCUGCACGCCCACGAGAAACUGCUCAGAGACACGACGAAGCAGCAGGGAGUGCAGCUGACGGGAGGACCGCUGCUACCAUGCCUCGGCUGUUCGAUGUCCAAGGGGCAGGUGAAAUCCGUCAGCACGAGCACAUCCACGCGCACAGUUAAGAAGCUGUUUCGCAUAUUCCUCGACCUAGGGGGAAAAACGAAGAUCGUAAGCAUCGGGGGCAGCCUAUACACCCUCAUUAUCGUGUGCGAUCACACGCGUUGGACGCGCGUAUUCUUUCUGAAGCGAAAAUCUGACGCAGCCGAGAAAUAUAAGCAUACCUUGGCAGACUACCGAGCUGCGGGAGUUCCGUGUGAAGUUUACGUCGGACGGACUGACGGUGGUGGCGAGUUUCAAGGGGCGUUCGCGGAUGUUUGCCGCAAAUACGGCAUCAAGCAAGAGUUUACCCCUCCUGACACGGCCAAGUACAACGGUGUAGCUGAGAGAGCGUUGGGGGUGAUCACUGAUGCCGCGCUCGCCGCGCGUAUCCAAGCUACGGCACUCUUCCCCGAUGCGCCCAAUACCCCCAAGGGGAAGAAGGCGGAGGUCCCCCGUCGCCCUCUUCGGGAGGGGGUGACUUCGGCGGUGGCGAUGACCCCGCCGACAAGCAGCAACAGCAACGACAGUAGUGGCCCCAGUGACGUCUCCAACAACCACGACGGAGGCGGCAGCGAGCCACUCAGCGGCGACUCGGGUGAUGAGAGCAGCGGCGGGAGCGAGCCCGUCAGCAGUACAUCUAGCCACGACGGCAGCAACGACGACGGUGACGGCAGCGAGGCCGUCGCCCCCCACUGCGAUGACGAUGGCGGCGGCGAGACGGGCGACCCCGGAAAGAACAAUGGUGGCGGCAAUGAAGGCGGCGACCCUGAGACGCUCGAGGAGUUGAAGUACGACCCCGCCGACAGCCGAUACUCGUCAGGAACGGAAGGGAAGAAGCUUCUUUGGGGAGCGUCGAGCGCCGGCCAGCUGCGCCAUGUGCUCCAGCCCGGCCGCACCCGGAAGCAGACCCGGGAGUUGCGGGGCUCCGAGGAAGAGCCGAGCGAGGCGCCAGUCCCCGAGGAGGCGCUGUUAUCAACCGUCCUGGAGACCGAGAACGGUCCGGAGAUCGUUGCGGAAUCUAUCCGCGAAUCGCUGUUGGAGGAGCGCAUGCAAGACGAGCAAGCGCACCGUGACGAGCUGAAGAAGCAGGUACAGUACGAUCUAGUGAAGGCGCUCCAUCCUGAUGCAGGGGAGCUGGAGCUGGCGUUCAGUGCAAACGAAAAGGACAACGGGUCUCCGCAACCACUCCUUGACCCAGAGCUAAGUGUUCCCUCGCCGAUCGGGCAGAAGCCUAACGAUGUAGAGGCUGUCCCGCUCACAUACAAAGAUGCGAUGGAUUUCAAGUACAAGGUGUUUUGGGAAGCAGCGAUGAUGAAAGAGAAGGGUGGUCUAGACAAGACGGGGACUUUCACGAAAUUGGAAAACUUCCCGAGGGGCGGAAGGCACCACCGAGAAGAAAAGAAGGUGUUCCGCUGGGACAUUAAACAAGCGUACAUUCACGCCAAGCUCAAAGAAGAGAUUUUUAUCAGGCUUCCCCAGGGUUGUGGUGAUAUGUCUGGCAAGGCGUGCAAGGUUGAGCGUGCACUGUAUGGCCUGAAACAAAGCGGUCGCGAGUGGGAAAAGUUUCCGGUGAAGGAUUUGGGAGAAUGCACGUGGUAUGAUGGGAUUGGCAUUGAAAUGGACCUAGAGAACGGCAUCACCAAGUUGUCCCAGACGGCAUACAUCGAGAGCAUCAUCAAGCGGUUUAACAUGACUACUACCGCCCCCACGCCUGCUGUCCCCGGCGCUGACCUAGGGCCGAAACGAGAUGACGAGCCCAAAGUGGACAAGCCAGUGAGGGAGGCACUCGGGUGCCUGAUGUGGGUGGUGCAUACGAGGCCGGACAUCGCUCUGCCGUUGAACAACAUCCAGAAGGUGGCUCACUCUCCCACCGAUAGGAUAUGGCAGGCGCUUCUGAGGGUCAUGUCUUACCUCAACGCCACGAAGGACCUGAGCCUCACCUAUGUGCGGGGGUCAGGGCUAGAUCUAGGAGUGUGGGUCGAUGCCAGCUACGUCGACGACGUUGUUGACAGGCGUUCGACGACGGGACUAGCCGUAACCGUGGGUGGUAACACGGUGAACGGAACCACAAAGACGCAGCGUGUGCCGGCGCAGUCAUCCUCGGAGGCAGAGUAUCUAGCAGCCGGGGAGGGAGUGAAGGAGGCGUUGCAUGUGCUUGCGGUUCUGUCUUUCGUAACGCCUGAGACAAGUGGGGCGAAGAUCAAGGUGNUGCGUUCGACGACGGGACUAGCCGUAACCGUGGGUGGUAACACGGUGAACGGAACCACAAAGACGCAGCGUGUGCCGGCGCAGUCAUCCUCGGAGGCAGAGUAUCUAGCAGCCGGGGAGGGAGUGAAGGAGGCGUUGCAUGUGCUUGCGGUUCUGUCUUUCGUAACGCCUGAGACAAGUGGGGCGAAGAUCAAGGUGCUUGAAGACAACAAGGGAGCUCUUGCCCUGGUGCAGAACCCCUUCAGCUCGUCGAGGAGCAAGCACAUCGACGUGCGGUACCAAUUUAUCCGCGAGCUCUUCAAGUUGGGGAAGAUCCCCGCAGAGUGUGUCCCGACGGACGAGCAGCACGCCGACAUGCUGACCAAGGUACUUGGUAGGACCAAACUGGAGUACCACCGGAAGGCCCUGAUGAACCUUCCGGAGUAG
Ectocarpus sp. CCAP 1310/34 is the source of this 3447-nucleotide messenger RNA. The record is from the annotation of a GenBank genome assembly. NCBI's taxonomy places the organism in Eukaryota, Phaeophyceae, Ectocarpales, Ectocarpaceae.